Molecule: messenger RNA, 4071 nt
Organism: Phyllostomus hastatus (greater spear-nosed bat)
Lineage: Eukaryota; Metazoa; Chordata; Mammalia; Chiroptera; Phyllostomidae
Gene: ATP8B3
Product: ATPase phospholipid transporting 8B3
Exons: 30
Coding region: 1-4071 (1356 amino acids)
Biological process (GO): Golgi organization; phospholipid translocation
Cellular component (GO): plasma membrane
Molecular function (GO): ATPase-coupled intramembrane lipid carrier activity; ATP hydrolysis activity; magnesium ion binding
Source: RefSeq, a predicted model, not a curated record
AUGAGUGAGGGGAAGCUGGGAGAGGAGCUCCCCAAUUCAGGAGGAGGCGGCUUCAGCCUCACCACUGUCUCCCACCCCAUCGCCUCCUUCAGGAAGAUCCCCCGAAAGCCCAUGCUGCUCACUCAGUGGGCACAAACCAGCGCAGAGCCUUAUGGGUUUCCUCCAGACAGGGGAAGAAGCAGAGGAGAGAAGGUGGUGAGACCUGGAAUGGGGGACAUCCCAGGCAGAGGGAGAGCCCAGAGGAGGUGCCUGAACAAGCCGGGACCAUCUGAGAACUAUAAGCUGAGACCAGAAGGCCCAACCAGCAGGGGCAGUCUGGCCUACAGCAAGGACCUUGAGGAAGAAAAGAACUCAGCGUUCACCUGGGAAGUGAAGGCCAACGACCGGACUUACAAUGACCAGUUCAGGGAGAAGGCCUUCCUGUGUUGGCAGAGGAAGAAGUACAAGGACAACACCAUCCACACGGCCAAGUACAACUUCUUCUCCUUCCUGCCCUUAAAUCUGUAUGAGCAGUUCCACCGAAUGUCCAACGUCUACUUCCUUUUUAUCAUCAUCCUCCAGGGCGUCCCCGAGAUCUCCACACUGCCGUGGUUCACCCUCUUCACUCCCUUCGUCUCUCUGCUCGUCAUCCGGGCCACUCGAGACCUGGUGGAUGACAUUGGUCGACACAGGAGUGACCGGACCGUCAACAACAGGCUGUGCCAGGUGCUGGUCGGGAAGAGCUUUCUGUGGAAAAAAUGGAAGGACCUGUGUGUGGGGGACCUCGUUCGUCUGCACAAAGACAACAUUGUCCCGGCCGACGUGCUCUUGCUGGCCAGCACGGAGCCCAGCAGCCUGUGCUAUGUGGAGACAGCCGACAUUGAUGGGGAGACCAACUUGAAGUUCAGACAGGCCCUGACGGUCACACACCAUGAGCUAACCAGCAUCAGGAACAUGACUUCCUUUCAAGGCAAGGUGGUGUGUGAAGAACCCAACAGUCGAAUGCACCACUUAAUGGGACACUUGAAGUGGGAGGGCAAGAAAUACUCCCUGGACAGUGGCAACAUCCUUCUACGAGGCUGCAAGAUCCGGAACACAGACACCUGCUACGGAAUGGUCAUCUAUGCCGGUUUUGACACAAAGAUCAUGAGGAACUGUGGCAAGAUCCAUCUGAAGAGAACCAAGAUAGAUCGUCUGAUGAACAGGCUGGUGAUGCUGAUCUUUGUGUUCCUGGUGCUGAUCUCUAUGGCUUUGACCUUGGGCUUCCGGGACAUGGUGACAGAAUUCAAGGCCAAGCACCACUACGUGGCUGAGAAGCACGUGCACAGUGUGACCACCGAGUCUUUCCUCAACUCCUGCAGCUUCCUCAUCCUGCUCAGCGUCAUGGUGCCCAUGUCCACGUUCUUCACAGCUGAAUUCAUCCACUUGGGGAACAGCAUUUUCAUCAACUGGGAUGUGCAGAUGUAUUACGAGCCCCAGGACAUGCCUGCCAAAGCCCGCAACACCAGCCUCAGCGACCAGCUGGGCCAGGUGGAGUACGUCUUCUCCGACAAGACAGGCACGCUCACACAGAACAUCAUGACCUUCAGGAAGUGCUGCAUCGACGGCAUUGUCUACGGCCCCGACGAGGAGGAGGCCCUGCGUAAGGAGAGCCCCUACCUCUGGAACAAAUUUGCCGAUGGGAAGCUGCUCUUCCAAAAUGCGAGGCUCCUGGGUACUGUGCGGAGCAACGAGGACAGGAUGGUGCGGGAGUUCUGGCGCCUGCUGGCCAUCUGCCACACAGUGAUGGUGCAGAAGAAAGACAACCAGCUGUUGUACCAGGCAGCUUCCCCUGAUGAGGAGGCGCUGGUCACAGCAGCCAGGAAUUUCGGCUACGUGUUCCUGGCGCGCACGCAGGACAGCAUCACGGUGGUGGAGCUGGGGGAAGAGCGGGUGUAUCAGGUCCUGGCCAUGAUGGACUUCAAUAGCGUCCGAAAGCGAAUGUCCGUGCUGGUCCGAAACCCCGAGGGCUCCAUCUACCUCUACACCAAAGGCGCAGAUAUUGUCCUCUUUGAUCGCUUGUGUAAGAAAGGCUUGGAAGAGUGGACCACCACGGAAGAGGCCUUAAUGUCCUUUGCCAAGCAGACCCUGCGCACGCUGUGCCUGGCCUACAAAAAGGUGGAUGAGGACACCUAUGUGGAGUGGCGCCAACGGCACCAGGAGGCCAGCGCCCUUCAUCAGAACCGGGCCCGAGCCCUGCACCAGGUGUAUGAGGAGAUGGAGCAGAACCUCCAGCUGCUGGGAGCCACAGCCAUUGAGGACAGGCUCCAGGAUGGCGUCCUGGAAACCAUCCAGUGUCUCAAGCAAGGGAACGUCAAAGUGUGGGUACUCACGGGAGACAAGCCAGAGACAGUGGUGAAUAUCGGCUUUGCCUGCCAGCUCCUGUCCGAGGACAUGCUCAUUCUGGAGGAGCAGGAGAUAGCUCAGGUCCUGGAGGCCUACUGGGAGAGCAACAACAACCUGCUGAGCGGCAAGGGCUCCCUGAAGAACCAGCUCCAGGUCAAGAUGGCCAUGGUCAUUAGUGGAGAGUUCCUGGACCGGCUGCUGCUCUCUCUGAGCAAGGAGCCCCGGGUGCUGGUCCAAAAUGUGAACAUGGACGCGGAGGAGUCCUGGCAGGAGCCAGGCGAGCGGAGGACAGACUUCCUGCAGGCCAGGCACACCUCUCUGAGGGGGCAGACCCUCAGGACCUGGCUGGGAAGCGUAGGGCUGGUGCCACAGAACAAAGAGUCCAACACACACGAGAGCCCCCAGGUGCGACGGGAGCGGGCCUUCGUUGAACUGGCCUCGAGGUGCCGAGCGGUCAUCUGCUGCCGGAUGACACCCAAGCAGAAGGCCUUGAUCGUGGAACUGGUCAAGAAAUACCAGAAUGUGGUGACCCUGGCCAUCGGGGAUGGUGCCAACGACGUCAACAUGAUCAAGACCGCGGACAUCGGCGUAGGGCUGGCAGGCAAGGAGGGCACGCAGGCGGUGCAGAACAGCGACUACAUGCUGGCCCAGUUCUGCUUCCUGAGGCGGCUGCUGCUGGUGCAUGGCCGCUGGUCCUACAUGCGAGUCUGCAAGUUCCUGCGCUACUUCAUCUAUAAGACGCUGGCCAGCAUGAUGGUUCAGAUCUGGUUCGCUUUCUACAGCGGCUUCACUGCCCAGCCGCUGUAUGAAAGCUGGUUCUUGGUGCUCUUCAACCUGCUGUACACCUCUCUCCCGGUUCUGUACAUCGGGCUCUUCGAGCAGGACGUGAGCGCCGAGCAGAGCCUGGAGCUGCCCCAGCUGUACAGCGCUGGUCAGAAGGAUGAGCUCUUCAACUACUGGGUCUUCCUCCAAGCCUUCACCCACGGCACGGCCACCUCCCUAGUCAACUUCUUCAUGACCCUGUGGAUCAGCCAGGGCAUGUCUGAGCCCUUCAGUGACUAUCAGUCUUUUGCCGUGGUUGUGGCCCUCUCGGGCCUGCUGUCCAUCACCAUGGAGGUCAUCCUCAUCACCAAGCACUGGACAGUCUUGUUUGUGCUGGCCAUUGUCUUCAGCCUCUGCUUCUACAUGGUCAUAACUUGGGCUAGCCAAAGCUUCUGGCUCUUCAAUAUUGCCCCCAAGAGCUUCCCUUUUCUGUAUGCUGACCGAAACGUGCUGUCCCACCCCUCCAUCCUGCUGGUGGUCCUGCUGAAUGUGUCUUUAAACACCCUGCCUGUCCUGGCCUUGCGUGUCAGUUACCAAGCUUUUAAGAAGAAACACCCCAAGGAGGAGAAGGAGGCUCCGGCUGAGGCGAUCGCUGCGGAGUCCCUGCCCUACUUACGCCGGGAGUCACGUGCCCGGCGCUCCAGCUAUGCCUUCUCGCACCGGGAAGGCUAUGCAGACCUCAUCACACAGGGUACCAUUCUGCAGAGGUCACCAGGGGUCAACAGUGACACACUGGCUGAUCACUCUGUCCCAUGUGAUGCAGAACUGGCCCCAAGCACCAACGAGUCACCCUGGUACCAGAGGAGCCUGUCGUUCCUGGGGAAGAAGAGGCACCAGCACCAGGGGAAGGCAUCCUCCGAGAGUGUGCAGCCCCCUCCGCAAUGA